GGCGUUUUAUGAUAGAUGGAUCCGGAUAGACGGGUCGCACUAGGUCGCACUGCCUUCUACCCAAACGCUCCCCUUCUCUCUUCUACUCUCUUCUCAUGGCCCAACCACCACCUACCGACAUCCCAACGGCUUUUCGUGUAUUCCCCGAUACGCUGCCUCAACAAAACUUCGACCACGCCAUCGAUUCAGUUGGUCAACCGAUUUUUCCAAUCGAGAUUGCAGAAUAUAUCAUUGACCAACUCGGGAUCGAUCUCUUGUUUAUAUUCACAUCAGGGGAAUUUGGGGAAUUCGAUCACCAUGCGAGCCUCUGCCUUUCUUUGCGAAACUGCGCCCUGACGUGUAAGGCCUGGCGGCCCCGAAGCUAUUACUACCUAUAUCGACAAAUAUGGUUAGAUUCUCGCGUUGUCGACGUUCUUCGAAAGAACGUUGAACUCUGCAAGAGUGUCCAUAGACUGAUUUUCCUUGGCUCUUUGACGCCAGUGAGAGGUCUGUUACCACUCACUGGUCCAGGAAAACUAUCUAGCAUCCGAGCCCUCAGCUUUGUCGGGUGUACGGACAUGGUUCAACACAAAUAUUUCCCGAUGGCUUUCAUGCCGUUCUCACAUACGAUCACAGUAUUGACAUUGCUAGGUAUGUCAUUGAAUGGCCGAGAUUACCAUCGAAUUCUUUGCGCAUUGCCAAGUCUCGCAUGUUUGACAACCAAAUAUGAUAUUCCUGAUGUAUCACCGCCCAACCAGACAGGGGUCAAGGGUUUGAAGGCGCCGAAAUGCCGCCUGAAGUGUUUAGCUAUCCACAUUUCGCCUGGAAAGCCUGAACGGCUAUGUGGUUUCCUGACUAGCAUCCCAUGUUGUAUUUCUGCCCUCGAAUCCCUCCUCAUCAGGUUUCCUAAGCCAGGAACGACAGAUUUAUGGCCCAACUCUGGCAAUGUUUACAACUUGAUCGCUGCCUCAUUUGUUACCCUCAGGACUUUUGCAAUAUCCUUUAGCGGAUCACUUGAUGUCAGAGAAAAGUGCGUAAGGAAAAUAUCUUUGCACCUGUCAAAAUGGUGAUAUUACUCACAUCACAUAUCCACAAACUUUGUUGUAGUGUGCUUGGCUAAUUUGCGUCAACUCCGCCAAUUAGAAAUAUACAUUGCAUGUUAUGCAGACAGCACAUCUCUCGAUACAAUGAGGAGGAUGCUUUCCGUUGUCAACUCAGCGAAUCUACGCAGUGUAUAUAUCCAUUGCGAGCUACAUUUGCACCUCGACAAUGAUAGUCGCAAUGCAUUGCACGCACUCGACGAAGCCCUUACUGAACCGCGGUUUGCACUACUCGAAAGAGUGGUUGUCGUAUGCGGUAAGGGGAGCAUCUUUGGCACACUGUUACCAAAAUGCAUGGAACGCGGAAUACUUCAUGUGCGACCCGCAUCCAGAGACGCCUCUAGGUAAAUUUAAUAUGUACAUUGUUUCGCCUACGUUAAUGGGAUCCCCUUUUCUAGCCACAGUGUAUGGAUAGCCGAGCAUUUCCACCCUUACAUGACAAAAAGUGUCAACACGACUUAGCUUUGGCCGUGAUCGGGGACCGGCGCCACCCAUCCCUUACUCAGUGGUCAGGCGAUAUUCCCUCCCUGACACCAUACCCCCAGUUGUAUCAGGCAUAUUUACCUUGAAGGCGACGAUGGACAUUGCGGUAACGGUGCUUUAGCACUGUGACCUAGGCGGGAAGAUUCUUGGAACUUCAUCUGGGUUUUGUCGCUCCUUCGACGGAACAUUGAUUUGUCACAUUUGUGCAUUCACAUGGUUGCAUGGUGGACCCGUCACCAUGACGGUGUUUCGCUCGCUGGAUGGGUAAGCUUCGUCGAAGUUGGAAGCUGGCUUGCGCAGUUUUCAGUUUUCUUUUCUGCUUUCCUCUUGAUUGACUCCCUCUUCCCCACUAUACGAAGUGGUAGUACCCUCUGUAUUCUCUUUCCUGUCUCUUUUAUCUCUAUGCUAGCUAUUGAAUUCUUAAACAUCUCCUGGUACUGUACUGUUAAUGGCGUUAUACAGUAUCGUGAACAU
Somion occarium is the source of this 2036-nucleotide messenger RNA. The record is from the annotation of a GenBank genome assembly. NCBI's taxonomy places the organism in Eukaryota, Fungi, Basidiomycota, Agaricomycetes, Polyporales, Cerrenaceae.